UAUGACUUGUCUGUUUAUUGUUGAAUACUGCGCCAUUUUCACCACGGCUAGAUUGCAAUAGUUUUUGUAAGCCUUGGAUUCGACAGUUUUUACUGGUAUAUAUAAAGACAAGAAUAUCCUACCAAUAUCAGUGACUGUUACUUGUGAUAAUAUUGGAAAGAUCUUAAAACUUCUGGAAGAAAAAUAUCAUCGUAAAUUCUAAAUCAAGACUUUGCUGUUUACAAGGGAUGGACUUACCUUUUUCACUUAGACUACUGUUUUCAGUCCUUUUUCUGCUAGAAUGUAGCCACGUAGAAGCAGCAUCAUUUGAUUAUUUUACACUGGCAUUUCAAUGGCCUAUUACCUACUGCAGCGAUAAAAACACGAAUUGUUACCAGAAGCAUAUUUGGACAAUCCAUGGAUUAUGGCCCUCAAACAAAAAUAGAAGAAAUCCGGAUUACUGCAACAACACAUUUGAUGGGUCACAGAUAACGACGAUUGAGAAAUCAUUGGACGAGUUUUGGCCAAACCUGGACUUAACUAAAAAAAAUAUUGAUUUCUGGUCUUACGAGUGGAGAAAGCAUGGCUCAUGUGCAUAUAGUGUUGCAGAAGUGAACACCAUUUUGAAAUAUUUUAAGAAAGUCUUACAAUUGGCUGAACAGUAUAACGUAACCGGUAUCCUUUCGAAGGAAAAAAUAACAGAAAACAACUUCAACACAUAUACAAUUAAUAAAGUUCAGUCAGCCAUGAAACUGAAAACCGGACAUAAAUCGUACAUAACUUGGAUCAAAAACAGAUGUACUCCAUUGCUGUCUGAAAUACGGAUCUGCUUCAGCAAAACGUUUGAUGUUAUCGACUGUCCAUUGCCAGCUCAAUCAAUUGAAAUUAAAGUUAAAUACCCAGCUGCAUGUACAAAAAAUCUUAAAUCAUCAAAAGAAGGUGAAUACCCAACUACAAAUACACAAAAUUUUAAAGAAUCACCUAGUAGUUGUGGACAUUGUAUAAAGCCAAAACCUCCCGACAAUACCACGGCGGUUGAAGUCGAAGUAACUUCCCUCUCCGUCUUCCUGCUUAUAGCUUUUGGUUUUGUCCUUUAUGUGUUCGUCCAAAAAUGCAAACGCUCAUCGUAUGAACAAAUCUCUGACACAAUGAGAAGUGAUGAAAAUCAGCUGCACCCACUUUAAGUUUUGUUUUAAUAUUACAUUUUACAUUGCGAUUGUGUUGUAAAUGUUAAUGAUACUAUCAUAAUAUAAUGACUUUGUAUGACUUUUAUGACUUAUGUUAACCUCGUUCCUAUCUCGACGUUAUUUUUGUAAACUGAAUAAUAAUUAUCAAGCAUUUUUCCAAGUUUUAUAAUUCUUAUUUACUAUAUUGUAUUUUAAAUACAUUUUGUUGUACAAGUAUGUUUGUUACUUACUGAUGAUAAUAGGGCUUUCAUUGCACAAAAUGUAUGUUUAUUGAUAUGACCAAGUUUCCUAUAAAUGCAUUUCUACACAUUCGAGACCUUUUUAUAUGUAAAUGUAUAGAUUUAGAUGUACAGAAUACAAGGACUGACAGAAGUAAAAUAUCAAAACUAGAAUUAGAACAUAAACAUUAAUCAUGUAUUCAAUUGAUUUAGCUUUUGCAUUAUUUCCACUUUAUUAAUGUCAUGACAAUAUGUCAAAUCUAACUUGAAAAUAUUUGUUGUAAUAAUGAUGUUCUUAAUAAAUUAUUUUACACAUUAAA
This is a messenger RNA of Magallana angulata, 1704 nucleotides long. RefSeq names its product ribonuclease Oy-like. The record is from RefSeq and is a predicted model, not a curated record. The coding region runs from base 228 to 1163 and encodes 311 amino acids. Gene Ontology annotation, biological process: RNA catabolic process. The transcript is spliced from 11 exons. Gene Ontology annotation, molecular function: ribonuclease T2 activity; RNA binding. Lineage: Eukaryota; Metazoa; Mollusca; Bivalvia; Ostreida; Ostreidae. Gene Ontology annotation, cellular component: extracellular region.